Messenger RNA from Closterium sp. Yama58-4, 204 nucleotides. Lineage: Eukaryota; Viridiplantae; Streptophyta; Zygnematophyceae; Desmidiales; Closteriaceae. The record is from the annotation of a GenBank genome assembly.
AUGUUUUACGCGUCAUGGUUCCGUCACCGUGCCGUCCGAUAUUCCCCAGUGGUUGUACGGUCGGGUGGACGUCGUCAACGUCCUGACAUGUUUCUGUACAGGUGUAAGCAAUGUUACUUUGAAGAGGUGAACAAGCUGGCGAUGCCUCUGCACUGGUACCAGCACCUGUUUUGCCACUGGCAAUCGGAUCGCAGGGAGUUGUGA